AUGGGUAUUUCCAGAAAUCACAGGCGGUUCGAGGUGCUCGUGCCACUCGUCACGCUCUGCCUGGUCAUCUGCGCGCUGCCGUCCGCGCGUAGUGAUGACGACGACGAGGGUGGUAGCGCCGUAACCGGCGCAUGCGAGGUGUCGUCGCUCGCCGGCUACAAAUACGCCGUCGACCUCAGCGGCAACGGCCUCUACCUUCACUGGGCUCCUAAAGGCACAACCGAAAUGGACUUCGCGAUCGAGGCGCGGCCUGGAAGCGGCGCGGAGUCCACGUGGGUAUCCGUUGGAUGGUCAUCUGGACGGAUGGCUCCCGCCGACGCGGUCAUGGGGAACCUUGCCGGAAACAAGGUCGCGGCGUACUCGAUACAAGGCUACGACAUGGGGUCCGUCGCGCCAACGACGGGGUUUGCGCUGGCGGGGACGGCGGUCGCGACCAGCAAUGGCGGCAGCACGGUCUCGAAGUUCACGCGCACCAUCGGCGACGGGGAUUUCCCCGUCGCGCCCGACGCGAACACGCUGAUCUGGGCGUUUUCCGGCAGCGGCUCGCAGGGGCUGGAUUACCACGGCGGGAACUUCGGCAUUGUGAACAUCGACUUCACCUGCGCUAGCGGCGCCGCGCCCGCGACGGGAGCACCAGACUCCAUCAGCGGCGGCGGCGGCAGCAGCAGCUCCGGUUCCAGCAGCAGCGGCGGAAGCGGCGGCGGCGGCGCUUCGUGCCCGGCUUCCUCGCUGACUGGAUUCGACUAUCAGGCGGAACUUACCCCAGGUCUGCUCCUCCACUGGAAGCAAGCGUCCGCCACGUCGCUCGACAUGGCGCUCGAGGCCACCGCAUCCGGCGGCGCCGCGGGCUCGUGGGUCUCCGUCGCGUGGACGGGCGACGGCCGCAUGGUCCCGUCGGACGCGGUCAUCGGGAACCUUCCGGGCGGCGCGGCCGGCGCGUACGCGAUCUCUGGAUACGAUGUGGCAUCCGUCGUGAAGACGACGACGUUUUCCGUCGGCGCGGCGGCGACGGAGACGUCGAGCGGCGGAAGCGCGAUCGUGAAGUUUACGCGGACGGAGGGGGAGGGUACGAUCCCGAUGUCGCUUUCCGCGCCGAACGCGCUGAUCUGGGCGUAUUCCGGGAGCGGAUCGCAGUCGUUGGAUUACCACGGCAGUAACUUCGGUUCAAAGACUGUGAGCUUCAACUGUGGUGGCAGCAGCACUCCCACCACUCCCACCACUCCCUCCACUCCUCCCACUACCGCCACUCCUUCGCCCGCAGUCCCCGCGCCCUCUCCCCCCGCCACCACCCCCGCUCCGCCCACCACCUCCCCCUCCGCACCUGGCGCCAGUGGCAGCAACAGCAGCGUCCCUGCAUGCACGCCUUCUAGUCUGGAUGGCUACACGUGCUCCGAGAAACUCAGCGGAAAUGACUUCGUCCUGCACUGGAAGACCAACGUUGACUCCAUUGACCUCGCCUGCGAGGUGGCAACCACCGGGUGGGUCUCCCUGGGGUGGAGCGCAGAUGGCAAAAUGUACCCCGCUGACGCAGUCAUUGGCAACCUUGCCUCCUCCACCACCAAGCGCGCCGCUGCCACCGGCAGUACGGGCGGCGCUACAGUCGCCAGCUACAGCAUUGCCGGCUACAGCGAGUCUGACGUCACCCCGGCAGCAGCCAUCCCGCUGACCGCUUCAGCUGUCGAGACGUCGUCCAAUGGGAAGACGGUGAUUAAGUUCUCGCGAGUUCUCAAGGGCGGGAAAUUCCCGAUCGACACGAGUGUGGCGACGAACCUUAUCUGGGCGUUUUCGGCUGAUGGGUCCAAGAAACUGGCCAAUCACGGAGGCAACCGCGGUUCUGCGGUUGUUAGCCUCGCAGCUGGAGCUGCUACCUCAGGCUCGGGAUCCGGUUCAGGAUCAGGCUCGGGAUCAGGCUCGGCAUCAGGCUCGGGAUCAGGCUCGCCAGCCCCACCUACCACGCCUCCGACAACAACUCCUCCUACUAACUCGUCCUCCGGCAGUGGCAGCAACAGCAGCAGCAGCAACAACAGCACCGGAAGCAGCAGCAGCUGCACGCCUUCCAGCAUCGCUGGUUACGCCUGCUCUGCGCAGCUCAAUGGGAGCAACUUCGUUCUGCACUGGAACGCCACUGGAGAGAACAUCGCCUUCGCCUGCGAGGUGGCAACCACCGGGUGGGUCUCACUCGGUUGGAGCGCAAGCGGCAAGAUGUACCCCGCUGAUGCCGUCAUCGGCAACCUCCCUGCCUCCUCCACCGCAAAUUCGGGUGGCGCUGCAGUCGCCAGCUACAGCAUUGCCGGCUACAGCGAGUCUGACGUGACCCCGGUGGCAGCGACGGGCAUCGCGCUGGCCGCUACAGCCGUGGACUCCUCGGCCAAUGGGAAGACGGUGGUGAAAUUCACGCGCGCCAUGGCCAAGGGGAAGUUCCCAAUCAGUGCGACCGGGCCGACCAAGGUCAUCUGGGCGUACUCGGCUGAUGGCUCCAAGCCUCUGGCCAAUCACGGCCCCAACCGCGGCUCUGCCACCAUCAAUUUCGUCUCCGGAGCCACGGAUACAGGCUCGACCUCAGGCUCGGUAUCCAGCUCGGGUUCAGGCUCGGAUGCAACCGGGGCAGUCGACCCGGGCCAGGAUACUUCCAAGGCCAGCAACAGCACCAGUGCCAGCAGCAGCGGUGGCAGCAAUUGCACGCCUUCGACCAUUGCUGGUUACACGUGCUCGGCUCAGCUCAGUGGUGACAAGUACAUCCUCCACUGGAAGGCCAACACAUCGACUAUCAGUUUCGCUGCUGAGGUGUCGACCUCUGGUUGGGUGUCACUCGGGUGGAACAGCAACGGCAAAAUGCAGCCGGCCGACGCAGCCAUUGGCAACCAGCCAGCUGGCAGCAACAGCGCGGCUGUCGGCCCGUACAGCAUCACAGGAUACGGCGCGUCAGACAUCUCUGCCACGUCAGCAUUCGCCCUGUCAGGCACCACAGUGGAGUCGGCAGCCAAUGGGAAGACGGUUGUGAAAUUCACGCGGCCGAUGGCGGGAGGAUCGUACCCGAUCAACACGAACGGGCCUACCACGGUCAUCUGGGCUUACUCUGCUGAUGGCUCUCAAACUCUCGCCAACCAUGGUCCCAACUGCGGAUCAGCUCAAAUCGACUUCAUCUCCGGAUCGGCCGUCUCUACCUCCUCUUCCUCAUCCUCCGUGGCCUUUAUCAUCCACGGGUGGCUGCUCGGCAUCGCGUUCGGCAUCCUCAUGCCCGCUGCUAUUCUCAUCUCGCGAAUCUUCCUCGCCGAUAAGCUCCAAGAGAAGCCGCCCGGCGUGGACCACAUCCAAUGGGAGGAGCAGGUUGCGCGUGCGAAGUCCUGGAAGCCGAUGGCGUUCGAAACACACAAGUGGAUGCAGAUUGUCGCGGUUGUGCUCGCUGUGGUUGGGUGCAUCAUCGGAAUGGUCGUAUCCGGCUCGGUGGGUCUCAAGGGAACGCACGGCCAGCUCGGAAUCGCAAUCUUCGUGAUGAUUUUCAUCCAGCCUGUGAUUGGUCACUUCCGGCCGAACAAGGGUACAGUGAAUCGGCCGACGUGGUUCAUCAUCCACUGGGUGUUCGGCCUGGUUAUUGUUGGACUCGCCUGGGUGAACACUUUCCUUGGGUUCGACGCGAUGGCGGAGAAAUUCGCCUCCGACAUGCAAGUGUACUUCAUCAUUUUCGCGAUUGCGAUCGGGCUGUUUGCGGCGAUCUACGUGGUGAUCUUCGUGGUGGAUCAGGUGGCGUUCAUUAUUGCGAAGUUGAGACCUGCUGCGGAUGAAGGACGGGAAAAGCUACCGUUCGAGGUGUAA
Molecule: messenger RNA, 3813 nt
Organism: Closterium sp. Naga37s-1
Lineage: Eukaryota; Viridiplantae; Streptophyta; Zygnematophyceae; Desmidiales; Closteriaceae
Source: the annotation of a GenBank genome assembly